Erigeron canadensis is the source of this 873-nucleotide messenger RNA. Its product is annotated as glycolipid transfer protein 1-like. Gene Ontology annotation, molecular function: ceramide 1-phosphate binding; ceramide 1-phosphate transfer activity. Gene Ontology annotation, biological process: ceramide transport; intermembrane lipid transfer. The transcript is spliced from 7 exons. NCBI's taxonomy places the organism in Eukaryota, Viridiplantae, Streptophyta, Magnoliopsida, Asterales, Asteraceae. The record is from RefSeq and is a predicted model, not a curated record. Gene Ontology annotation, cellular component: membrane; cytoplasm; cytosol. The coding region runs from base 94 to 702 and encodes 202 amino acids.
GGUAUUGACUGUUAUCAGACUUCACACAAAAAUCACAGCGUCCCUUUCAGGCCAAUUUUCAAAACCUUCAAAAAAGUAAUCUCGACUGUUAGGAUGGAAGGGACUGUGUUUGGUCCAGCUUUAGAAGGAAUGAAACAUGUCAAAUCUGAAGAAGGAGAGAUGCUUUCCAAGCCUUUCUUAGAUGUCUGCAAACAGAUAUUACCCGUUAUUGACAAUUUUGGAGCAGCCAUGGCACUUGUCAAAACUGAUGUUGGUGGUAAUAUAACAAGGUUGGAGAACAAAUAUUUGUCCAACCCAGCUGAAUUUCAGAACCUAUAUAGUAUGGUUCGAGUGGAGGUUGAAGCAAAGAAAGCAGAUGGCUCUUCAAGUUGCACCAAUGGUCUUCUGUGGCUAACCAGGGCAAUGGAUUUCAUAGUAGAAUUAUUCCGUAACAUAAUGGAGCAUGAAGAUUGGGCCAUGUCACAAGUUUGUUCUGAAGCCUAUACUAAAACACUGAAGAAAUACCAUGGCUGGUUAGCCAGUUCAACUUUCACGAUGGCAAUGAAGCUUGCUCCAGAUAGGAAGAAGUUCAUGGCUGUUGUGGGUGGAAAGGGUGACAUCAAGUCCGAUAUUGAAAAAUUUUGCGCUACUUUCACCCCUCUUCUUCAGGAGAAUCACAAGUUCUUGGCUAGCCUUGGUCUGGAUGAGAUGAAAGCAAAGUAAUGAGCGAUAAAGAUACUGUUUUCACUUGUUAAACUUCAUGGAGGAUGUGCUAUGCACCAGAUACCAGCUCUUAUGUGUACCUUUUUAUAUUUCACAAACUGUCAGAACUUAUAUCAACAUCUAUAUAAUCUGUUUGGUUGGUAAUGAAUUUGUUCCUGGUUAUACCCCAAA